This is a messenger RNA of Pomacea canaliculata, 2550 nucleotides long. Its product is annotated as D-aminoacyl-tRNA deacylase-like. Gene Ontology annotation, cellular component: cytoplasm. The record is from RefSeq and is a predicted model, not a curated record. Gene Ontology annotation, molecular function: D-tyrosyl-tRNA(Tyr) deacylase activity. Gene Ontology annotation, biological process: tRNA metabolic process. Lineage: Eukaryota; Metazoa; Mollusca; Gastropoda; Architaenioglossa; Ampullariidae. The transcript has 6 exons. Bases 109 to 633 code for a protein of 174 amino acids.
GCACGUGAGUUCCGACCAGCGCUCCGCAGCAAGAAGGCUGCUAAAUGGUGAUUGGAUGUUGCCAGAGGUCACCAACCUUGACCUUGGUGAACUACCCUCGUUGGCAACAUGAAAGCAAUCAUUCAGCGUGUGAUGCAGGCGAAAGUUACGGUUGGAGAUGAAGUGGUCAGUUCUAUUGGACGUGGACUUUGUGUCCUAAUUGGUAUAUCCCGAUAUGACACACCCAAGGAAGCCGAAUACAUAGUCCGCAAGAUUUUGAAUUUCCGCCUUUUUGAUGAUGAUCAAGGAAAGAGAUGGGCUAAAAGUGUCCAAGAUAAAAACUUUGAAGUCCUAUGCAUCAGUCAGUUUACCCUGUGCUUUACCAUGAAGGGCAACAAACCAGAUUAUCAUGAAGCCAUGGGUCCAGAGCAAUCCCAGGAAUUUUAUAACAACAUACUAGAUCAACUACGUGCUGCCUACAAACCUGAGAAAAUUAAAGAUGGACAGUUUGGUGCAUAUAUGCAAGUUCACAUUCAGAAUGAUGGCCCUGUUACUAUACCUUUGGAAGUUGCUGCUUCAGGCCAGUGCAACAAAAACCAACAAGUUAGAAGCAGAAGUGAUGAGAAUGAUCAAGUAGAUGGAGCUGCACCAUGAUGUAUUUUGCUUCUCUUUUUAAGGUUUUAAAAAUGGAACAUUAUCUACCUUUAUCAUGCGGCUCUAUGCUCCUCAAAGGAGCAACAAGGAAUAAACUGAACUACCUUUAUCUUCAUUCAUUUUCUUUUUUAGAGCACUAUAAAUAUUUGCACGGGGGGUGUGCUUGCGGGCCUAUGCUCCACUGGGGGAGAAUAGGAACAAGAAAAACAUUUGCAUGUUACAUGUAUUACAAAUUAUUAAAACAGACUUGGUCCCUAAUUUCUCAGGCACUUGUUGAUAUUUCCGAACAUCUCCUUAUCAACAGUAUAUCUGGUAUGUUGUUGCCUAUUAUUUAAAAUCAAAAUCAAAGGGGAAGGAGAGCAAAUAUACUGAAAUCAGUUUAUGAGCUGUAAGUUGACGAGUACAGAUACAGUCCCAACUCGUUAUCUCACCACCAUCCGUCCAGCAAAAACUUGGGGUGAAUGGUAAGGAUGGCAACAUAAAGAGGGGAGAUGGUCCAUAUCCCAGGGUAAUUUUGGGGGAAGUCCACUCCGCUCAAAGUUUGGGGAAAAGCAGAGUUGGUGACUUAACAAGCUGACCCUGUAUUCUAAGAUCAUGCUUUUGUUUUGCAGGAACAAUGGUUAAAACUAUGUUUGUGAUAAAACUGCCUUUUUAAACCACAAAAUACAUUUAUCUGUUUUUAGUCGUUGCAGAAAUUUGGUUAAGGGUUUUUUUUUUAUUGUCACUACUUUCAUAAUUUUCUACUUUUCUCUGACCCGUACCUAUUUCCGACCAGUCCAUAUGGAACAUCGUUCUAAACUUUUUAUAUAUAUAUAAUUUAAAAAAAGUAUAGAAUUGUUUUACAUAAUAUUUUUGUCCCAUGUUUUCCAAACCAGUCACAUUUGCUUAAGUAGCUACAGCAGAUAUUUGCGUGGGGGUAAUAUGGCGCAUACUUAGCCCUAGUUCUAUGUACCACAGCCUUUUCAUACGUUUUAACUCUGCGCCUUUUGUAGCAGCUUAUUGAAAGACUGUAGUACGCAUGACGGAAAUGCCAGGCUACAAGUAAAUAAAACUAGUUCUAACCGGUUUAGACCGGUUUUGGCUUCUGCGUGGGUAAGCAUGCGUCACUGUGACGUCGUAGACGAUGCACUUCUUUUCUACAUCCGCAACAAGAUAGGGCAGUCAAAAAUGCUUCUUCAAUCUUUACGUAUAAAUAUAAAAUAUAUAAGUUAAUGCUAUUUAAACAUUUUGUGCUUUAUUAUGAUGCAGACGUGCAUAUUUUUUAAGGAUUUAAGAUAAAUCUGUUUUCUAUAGUUGAACUAUAUUUUGCUCAAGGAUUCAGUUGUUUGCUACAACGUAGUAGGUCCUACGCAUUUGUUCAAGGGCAAGCGAAAGAGAAGGAUGUUAGUGUCCAGACGACGAUGUUUCUUUUUCUUCUUUCAGAGAAGUGAUUUUGAUGGACGACCACAAUGAACUGUUUUCUAAAAAAGGACUUAAAGAGGAAAUUUUGGCAUGUAUUCAGCUAAUUUAGUUAAUUGCUUCUAUUGCGAUAUAGGUUCUAGCUCUAUCUACGAUUCAGAUUAGAAAAGACUCUAAAACGAUAAAUUCACAUUUGUAGGAAGACUUGUUUAAUUAAUAGUGACAUACACAUGAAGAAACUGAAACAAAUAAUAAGGGUGUUUUGUUUAAUGAUACAAUUUUGUGUAUUUGUAUUUACAAAAUAUGGCUAUGGCGUGGAGCAGACCGGUUUCAAACCGGUCUGUCGCGUGGUCGCGUUAACAAUAGCGUUUAUCUGAGUUCACAGGCGGUAAAGAUGAAGGAAAGUUCAACCAAACAAGAGCAGUUUGUGAAAAAUUGUUGGGUAAUAUUGAGGUAUGUCUGUAUUAAUGAUUAAUAUUGUUGAAGUUCGAUUAAAUAAGUCGGAAUGUCGAAAGACAA